Messenger RNA from Botrytis fragariae, 1176 nucleotides. RefSeq lists its product as uncharacterized. The record is from RefSeq and is a predicted model, not a curated record. Bases 1 to 1176 code for a protein of 391 amino acids. The transcript is spliced from 3 exons. Lineage: Eukaryota; Fungi; Ascomycota; Leotiomycetes; Helotiales; Sclerotiniaceae.
AUGGAUGUUCUUUCGCAUUAUCCAAUGGCCGAUAAUUCGUCUUACUACUUACAACUUUGGGGGCCGACUAUAAGAUGUUCAUCAUUGACAGAUGUCCAAAAGCGAUUUUUCAACAAUUUUAUCGCCUCGUUUCCUAAUGAUACAAUAACGCUUCAUUCACUUUCAAUCCUAGGCAAUAUUACUACUGCAAGCCGAUCAUACUCUUAUGAACCUGGCUUUCCAAUGCUUAUGUUUUCUGCAUUCACGCCGCUCUUCGCGGGUUUCGACUCCUUAGGUUUCAAUAAUAAGAACCUCUGGUCACUACCGUCUAAUUCAAGUAUCCAUUUGAAAUUAAAGACACAAUUAUGUGUGCAGACCUCACGAGAUAAUUUUGCAUGCUCGCUAGUUAACACAUCUUACAAAGUAGGUUUUGAUGUUGCAAAUGGCGAUCAAAAAAUCACCAGUCUUCAAACCAUAGGGUUUGAGCGUGUACUGAUGAAUUCUCACGCUGACGGCUUCGAUUACUUCAACCCUUAUCCAUAUACUGAACAUGACUCCUACAUUGCAUCGUUUGUAGCUUUAUGCAACCUCUUAGUGGGUAACAAUACUGUACGUGAAGACUGGCUUGGAGCUAGUGGGAAAUUUCUAAUUGAUGAAUCUUCCAGCUUGAUGUUAAGAAGUGGGCUCGACGCAUAUGUACUUGUGAGAGGCAUUGCUAGUGAUUAUGACAAAAUGAAAAUGGACAAUUCCUCUUGCAGUAGUACCCGCUCCAUUGUGUGGUCUAACUCUUCGAUGUCCGAACAGUAUAGUCGGCCAAUCAAUAACACUAGCAGAAUUUUUGGCAAGCCUAAAUUUAUGUGUCGCAAUCGAACUUUGGAUCAAGCAAUUGAGGAUCUUUAUCAAAACAUCACAAUAAGAAUGCUCAGCGCAGCUCAAUUGACGAAACUGGAAUACGACAAUGUAACAUAUAGAAGAUCAACAAUCGUCUACCAGUACAAUCUGCGCACCCUUAUAUUAUCCUACAGCAUCGCAGGCUUCAAAGCUUUCAUAAGUAUCAUCAUAGGCAUAGUAUCAUGCAUCAGCAAUGGCGUCGCCCAUAGCACCGCUUUCUCAGCUCUCGUCGCUACGACGCGCAACCCCGAACUCGAUGCUCUACCCAAGGGUCAUUGCAUGGGCUCACUACCUCUUGACAAAUAA